AUUUGGUGUGCCUUUAUUAAUUUGCUGUGCAGCCAUAUCCUAGACCGCAGUAUAUCUCUAAUUUUUUUUUCUUUUUCUUUUCUAAGUUUUAAUUUAAGUUUUAAGUUAAAGUUGGCCGAAAUAAACUCAACUAAUGGAAAUAUUGAAACGGCACCGUUUUCUUCUUGGUACCCGGUUUAGGGUUUUAAAGCCAAAACAUAACCCAGCAUGAAUCCACUGUUGAACGAAAGAGGAGCAAUGGCAUUGACUUCCUCUCUCACUUCCAUCUCCAAAUUAACUAGGAUAGCCCCCUCCAAAGCCCCAAUAGUCUAUAACCUCCGAACAACUCAACCCCAAAUUACCUACCUGCAACGCAGUCCCAUUUCAAAGCCUUUUUCGUUAUCUCAUCUGACUCAAACAUGUAGAAUCAAACCCAAAAUGCGGAAGCACAGAAUGUUGACAAUUCGAUUCCUCUUCACCGGCAUCGUUGAAGAAAUGGGAGAAGUCCAGCAACUGGGUGUCACUGAUGACGGUGGAGUCGACCUCAAAAUCCACGCAAAAACUGUUCUUGAAGGCGUAAACCUUGGUGACAGCAUCGCCAUUAAUGGAACCUGCUUGACAGUCACACGUUUUGAUACCCAUUUGGGAGAAUUCACUGUUGGCUUAUCCCCUGAAACCUUGAGGAAAACUUCAUUGAGUGAAUUGGAGAAAGGGUCGCUGGUGAAUUUGGAGCGGGCCGUCCAGCCCGUUGGUCGAAUGGGGGGACAUUUCGUGCAGGGACAUGUAGAUGGCACCGGAGAGAUAGUGGGGAUGGAGCCCGAGGGGGAUUCAUUGUGGAUUAAGGUUAGGGCUGAUAAAGGUCUGCUGAAGUAUAUUGUGCCAAAGGGGUAUAUUGCAGUAGAUGGAACUAGUCUGACGGUGGUGGAUGUUUUUGAUGAGGAGAGUUGUUUCAAUUUUAUGUUGGUGGCCUAUACUCAGCAGAAGGUAGUGAUUCCUUUGAAGAAAGUUGGGCAAAAGGUGAACUUGGAGGUGGAUAUACUUGGGAAGUAUGUUGAGAGGCUUCUCAGCAAUGGAUUUGUUGAGUCCAUUAAAGUUCAAUGAAACAACAAAGUUGUGUGGACUGAUGGUGAUGGAAACUGAUGAAACUGGAACUUUGAAACCUAUAACUCAGGUUUGUGCAAUUGCUACAUGUCUACUGUAUACCAGUAUUUCAUAUUUCAAUAAUGGGAUAUAAUGCAAGAAUUUUAAACUACAGAGUUUCGAGUAAGCAAACAUUUAGAUUUCAGAAGGUUAGAUUGAAAUUGGUAUCCAUUGUGAUAGUCUGUGCAGACUUAAUCAAAUCCCUGAAGUACUUUAUUUGAGCAUUACUUCUGUAUUGAUAAUUUGAUUUUUUUUUUUUGGCUGAAUAAAUGUUGUCUUUUUAC
This is a messenger RNA of Rubroshorea leprosula, 1403 nucleotides long. Lineage: Eukaryota; Viridiplantae; Streptophyta; Magnoliopsida; Malvales; Dipterocarpaceae. The record is from the annotation of a GenBank genome assembly.